Frieseomelitta varia is the source of this 2418-nucleotide messenger RNA. RefSeq names its product origin recognition complex subunit 3 (gene Orc3). NCBI's taxonomy places the organism in Eukaryota, Metazoa, Arthropoda, Insecta, Hymenoptera, Apidae. Gene Ontology annotation, cellular component: nuclear pre-replicative complex; DNA replication preinitiation complex; nuclear origin of replication recognition complex. The coding region runs from base 143 to 2128 and encodes 661 amino acids. The transcript is spliced from 14 exons. The record is from RefSeq and is a predicted model, not a curated record. Gene Ontology annotation, molecular function: DNA replication origin binding. Gene Ontology annotation, biological process: DNA replication; DNA replication initiation.
AGAGCGACAGUGGCGUUCAGCUUGUCGUUGUGUGAAGUUGUAUUUCUGCGCUUUCGAUGUCAAUUAUGUGAUUUUGAACGAGUGGAAUAGUUUUUGGUUGUUUUGUUUAGAUAUACGACUGUAAAAAGGCUUCUUUGAUAAUAUGGAUAACGUGUCAGUGUCAAAGGGUGUUUUUGCACACAAAGGUGCAUACAAAAUUGGGAAUAAGCAUACAAAAUUUGAACCAUUGGAUUUUUUAAACGAACCAUGGUAUCUCACUUAUAGCGAAACGUGGAAAAGCAUUCAAAAUGCUAUAGAGGAUAUAAGGUCCAGUAUGUUCCAACAAAUUUUGAAUGAUUUAGAAUCUUUUGUCUCUAAAAUUAAAGCUAAACCAAUUGAGCAAUUUGAAAAUGAAAUACAAACAGCCAUUUUAUUAACAGGAGUUAAUGUCUCUGAUCAUUCGAUAAUGUUUCAAAGAGUAAUUUCCAAGUUAGAACCAAUAACAAAGCAUAUUGCUGUCAUACUGAGUAGGGACUCGAAUAAUAUAAAGAAUCUCGUAGAAGAAUCAAUUUAUCAGUUGAUGAAUAAUGAAAAGGAUGAAGAAGAUAUUCUAACUAAAAAGAAUCAAUGUCAUAUGAGAAAUCUUAAGCUAUGGUACCAACAAAAUUGUGAUCAAAAUGAUCCCCUUGUUAUACUGAUAACUGAUUUUGAAAGUUCUUCUCCUGAAGUAUUACAUGAUUUUAUUUUAAUAUUAAGUUCAUAUACAAGUUCAAUGAAAUUUAUUCUUAUAUUUGGUGUUGCAACUACCUUGCAUGCCAUUCAUAGAUCUUUAACAUACGAUGUUACAUCAAAGUUGAAUGUUCAAGUAUUUCAUAUGCAGAAACAAAUUGACAUUUUGUCAGAUGUGUUAGAAAAAACUGUUUUUUGCACAAACAUUCCGUUUAAAUUAAUUGGGCGCGCGUUUCAGUUUUUAACGGAUAUUUUUUUGUUCUAUGAUUUCUCUGUAGAGAAUUUUUUACAUAGUUACAAGAUAUGUAUGAUACAACACUUUUACGCGAACAAUGUAAAUUCUCUUUGUUGUCAACCGCAAAAGAUAAAACAUCGGAUGUCUUGUUUAACAGACGAGGAUUUGACAGAAAUUAAAAAAUUACCCUCUAUAGAAAGAUAUAUUGAACAACAUACGAGUGAUGAGAAUAAAGAUGAAUUGCUUGAUAAUGAUAGGUUCAAGGAAACAUUGUCGCAACUGCUAAAUAAAUUUCACCAAUAUAUGCACCGAUUUUUAAUAACAGUCAAGUGUCUCCACGAUCUCACGUCGACACUGCCAAACGCGCCAAUGGGCAAACAGCUGCGCGAAUAUUACACGAGAGCAGUCUACGCGAAAGAUCUAAGAGAAUCUCAAGAGUAUAAAGAAUGCCUGCAAUUAUUGAACUUUUUGUCGAAGAAGGAAAUGCUUGGAAAAUUGAACUCUCUUGCAGCAAUUAUGAAAAGUUCGAAGGAUCCAGUUAUGAAUAAAGUUAAAGCGGAUUUACAGAGCCAUAUAAAAACAAUCGAGGAAGCUGGUUUAGAAGUAGCCUCGAAUCCUGUCGAUAUUGUUUCCACCGGUGAAAAACUCAGUCGACUUCAACUGAAAGAGAAAUUAUUGAAACUGUCGCAAACGCAAUCUCGAUCGCCUUAUAAGAUAGCCCAACAGGAUGUGAUUGAUUAUUUGGAUCAGAAAGUAUUCUCUGUGUACUUGGUCAAUCCUCAUUAUGUACCAGCCAACGAGAUAUUUUGCUUCAGCGAUGGAAAUUUAGCGAAACAGCAUAUCCGUGGGUCUUUGAGAGCUGCCAUUCAUACUGGAUUAAAUGAUCCACACGUAUACUUAAAUUGCGAGUGCUGCAAAUUGGAGAAUGACGACGCCAUUCCGUCCACGCUGCCUGACCUCAGUAUAAUUUACAAGUUGCACUUGGAAUCCAGGAAGCUGAUCAAUAUGUACGACUGGUUGCAGGCAUUUUUAAUCAUCGUGGAUCCAGCAAGCAGCGCAAGGGAGCAACGGGACGUGGAUCCGAAAUUACAAGCUCGUUUCACUCAAGCAGUUGCUGAACUAGAGUUUCUCGGUUUCAUCAAGAGCUCGCGGAAGAAAACGGACCACGUUAAGCGACUCACAUGAUCAUCCCUUACUUAAUUUCCUUUUUUUUAUACAUUUCGAAUCCUUUCAACUAAAAAAAAAAAAGAAACCUUGCUUUCUACAUUUAGAAAGUAGAAAUAUCUCUCAUUUGAAAGUCUUGUCCCGAUCCUUCAAUUUAUUACAUCAGUACCUUUUUCUUCCUGUGCGUUUUCAUCCUAAGAGACACUUUCCAGUUCUUUUUCGUUUAUAUGGAUACUUAGCUUAGGUUACAAAUGAGAUUCAUUUUGUAUUUUUUUGAAAUUUGCGUUUUAAUAAAGGAAAAAGAAGAGAGA